AUGUCCGUUUCAGCGGCAUGCUCUUCCGCAUUGCGGCGUGUUGGUGGCCGAGCGGUGCGAACCGAGCGACUAGCUCCUAGGUAUCUCGCUGUAUGUGCUUCAAUAUCACAAUGCCGUUCCCGAGGCUACAGACCAGCUACGAUUACAGCAGGGCAACGAAGGUGUAUAACGAGUACAGCGCGGAGGAGGCUUGCUUCAGUAGAUGAUAGCUUCGAUCCGAGAACUAUUGAGCGGGAAAGCGAUCAAGUCGAUGUCUGCAUUGUGGGUGGCGGCCCGGCAGGCCUCAGUGCUGCCAUCAAGCUUAAGCAGCUGGCCAAUGCAGCCGGCAACGAGGACUUCAGAGUGCUCCUGCUUGAGAAGGCGGGAGAGCUCGGAGAUCACAUUGUGUCCGGCAAUGUUGUCGAGCCUUCUGCACUAAACGAGCUGAUACCGGAUUGGAAAUCGGAAGACAACCCAAACCGCUUUGAGCCUGUCACGCCUGCGACCAAGGACAAGAUGAGGUUCUUGACCAAGAACAGCAGUAUUCCGAUACCGGCUCCACCGCAGAUGAACAAUCAUGGCAAUUACAUUAUCAGCCUCAAUCAGUUCACGAAGUGGCUAGGUGAGCGAGCGGAGGAAGUGGGUGUUGAGGUAUACGCUGGCUUCGCAGCAUCAGAGGUGCUGUAUCACCAAGAUGGCUCGGUGAAGGGCGUGGCGACCAACGAUCUGGGCAUCGGCCGGAACGGCAAGCCCAAGGACUCGUUUGAGCGAGGUAUGGAGUUCCACGCGCGGUGCACAUUGCUUGCAGAAGGCUGCCACGGCAGUCUGACGAAGCAAGUCACGAAGAAGUUCGAUCUCCGAAGGGACAGUCAACACCAGACGUACGGACUAGGCAUAAAGGAGGUGUGGGAAAUCGAUCCUGCCAAAUUCGAAAAGGGCCUGGUGGUACACUCAAUGGGUUACCCGUUACCGAUGGAUACCUACGGUGGCGGCUGGAUGUACCACUUCGGCGAAAACCUCGUGUCAAUUGGACUCGUGGUGGGUUUGGACUAUCCCAACCCAUGGCUAGCACCAUACGGCGAAUUCCAGAAGAUGAAGCAUCACCCGCUAUACAAGCACUAUCUCGAAGGUGGUAAAUGCAUAUCCUAUGGCGCCAGAACGCUCAAUGAAGGCGGAUAUCAAUCAAUACCGAAGUGUGCUUUCCCUGGUGGUGCGCUCAUUGGCGAUACCGCCGGCUUCUUGAACGUUCCAAAGAUCAAAGGAACGCACACUGCCAUGCGUUCUGGUAUGCUUGCUGCAGAAGCCGCAUAUACCGCGCUUGACGCGACGAAAGACAGCGAAGGCGCAGUAUUCCUCUAUGACUAUGAAGACAAGCUCAGGAACAGCUCGAUUUGGAAGGAGCUGAAGGAAGUGCGGAAUAUGCGACCAUCUUUCCACACGCCUCUGGGACUUUACGGUGGCAUCUUGUACUCUGGACUAGAAGCUUACCUGCUUCGUGGCUACGAGCCAUGGACGUUCAAGCAUGGCCCACCCGACCACGCGUCUACCAAGACCGCGGAUCAAUGUCGCAAGAUUGAGUAUCCGAAGCCGGACGGCAAGAUCUCAUUCGACAUCUUGACAUCGGUCUCCCGCACUGGCACGAACCACGAGGAGGACCAGCCGUGCCAUUUGCGAGUGAAGGACUGGGACAAGCACGCAGCGCUCGAGUGGCCAAAGUACAAAGGCAUCGAGAAUCGCUUCUGUCCAGCCGGCGUGUAUGAGUAUGUUGAAGACGAGAGCAAGGACAUCGGCGUUCGCUUCCAGAUCAACGCACAGAACUGCGUGCAUUGCAAGACCUGCGAUAUCAAGGUACCUGAUCAGGAUAUCAUCUGGACGACACCGCAGGGCGGAGAGGGUCCGAAAUAUGUAAUGACAUAG
Messenger RNA from Baudoinia panamericana UAMH 10762, 1896 nucleotides. RefSeq lists its product as uncharacterized. The coding region runs from base 1 to 1896 and encodes 631 amino acids. Gene Ontology annotation, biological process: electron transport chain. NCBI's taxonomy places the organism in Eukaryota, Fungi, Ascomycota, Dothideomycetes, Mycosphaerellales, Teratosphaeriaceae. The transcript has a single exon. Gene Ontology annotation, molecular function: iron-sulfur cluster binding; electron-transferring-flavoprotein dehydrogenase activity. Gene Ontology annotation, cellular component: mitochondrial inner membrane. The record is from RefSeq and is a predicted model, not a curated record.